Messenger RNA from Chaetomium fimeti, 666 nucleotides. RefSeq lists its product as uncharacterized. The transcript is spliced from 2 exons. Lineage: Eukaryota; Fungi; Ascomycota; Sordariomycetes; Sordariales; Chaetomiaceae. Gene Ontology annotation, cellular component: cytoplasm. The record is from RefSeq and is a predicted model, not a curated record. Gene Ontology annotation, biological process: N-acetylglucosamine metabolic process. The coding region runs from base 1 to 666 and encodes 221 amino acids.
AUGGGCAGUACUCACCAGGAGCUGCCUUACUGGCAGGUGAAUAUCCCCGAACAUCUAAGAACCGCCGAGUGCCCCGACUUCCUUCGCAACCUCACCGACAAGGAUCGUGGCAUCAUUAGCACGCCGGACAGCGAAUAUGAGAUCGACUCUUGGGCCGUGGUGCAAAAAAAGGUGGCACAGAACCGGCUUGAGCUUUUCCAACGAGUCCCGUCCGAGCUCCGCCGGUAUCUGGGUUUUACCUGGAAGCUUAGACAAGAUCACGGCAGCGUCAUGAACUUUAUUUUGACGCAAAGACUGCGGUGGACGCUUCCGAUCACGCCGAGGGGCCGUCCGUUUGAGUUUGACGACGAUGUCAGGGUGCUGAGAAAUGACUGGCCGUAUGGUAUCGACAAGCGGAUCGUGCACCUCGUUGUCUGGACCAAGUUUGCGCUCGAGGAGGACCCCGCGACAGGGGAUUUGACUGAUGCAGCGCGGGCUGAGAUUGAUUCCUACGUCUCCAAGACGUUUUCUAAAAUGCUCCCGAAUCAUGUCAUCUGGUUCAAGAAUUGGGCUUCACUCAAGUCCGUAAAAUCGGUGGAGCACUUCCACGUAAUGCUGUUUGAUCCAAACAUGGAAGUUGUCGAUGAGAUAACCAGCGGCGACGUUCCCCUAUGCGAGAAGGAAUGA